Messenger RNA from Pecten maximus, 1440 nucleotides. RefSeq names its product potassium voltage-gated channel subfamily A member 1-like. Gene Ontology annotation, cellular component: membrane; voltage-gated potassium channel complex. Gene Ontology annotation, biological process: potassium ion transmembrane transport; protein homooligomerization. Lineage: Eukaryota; Metazoa; Mollusca; Bivalvia; Pectinida; Pectinidae. The transcript has a single exon. The record is from RefSeq and is a predicted model, not a curated record. Gene Ontology annotation, molecular function: protein binding; delayed rectifier potassium channel activity. Bases 1 to 1440 code for a protein of 479 amino acids.
AUGCAAUUCGUAAACACUCCGACAAUCGGACGGCGGUUUCUUGGCGGACAGUAUAACAAUGAAGUAGCCAAACUAAGAUCCUCCCCAGCAGAGUUUUCGUCCAGACCUUCGUCAUUGCUUGGUUUUGAGGUCAUAUCGAACAACGAUUACGUCACUGUGGAUGGCCAUGAUACGUCGGUAAGUGAUGAUGAAGGUCUGGAACUGUCGUCCGGUGUCUCCUCUAACCCUAGUGACGGAGGAGGACACUGCUGUGUGAAUGAGUGCUGCCAACGGGUCUUCAUCAACGUCAGUGGUCUUAAGUUUGAAACUCAGUUAAAAACUCUCAACAGGCUUCCAAAUACUCUCCUGGGAAACCCGUUUCUUCGAGAACGUUAUUGGGAUGUAAAGCACAACGAGUAUUUCUUUGACAGACACCGACCAAGCUUCCAAGCUAUCUUGUACUUCUAUCAAAGCGGAGGACGUCUAAAAUGUCCGUACGAGGUUCCGGUGGACGUGUUUAUCGAGGAGUUAAAAUUCUUUGGGUUCGAUAAGGAACUGGUAGACGACUACCAAGAGAUAGAGGGCUUCAUUCUGGAGAAGGAGUGUCCUAUGCCGGAAAACACAACAUUGAAAGUUAUAUGGCAGUUGUUCGAACAGCCCCGUAGUUCCUUCGCAGCCAGAUUGGUGGCCAUUCUCUCAGUUUGCUUCAUUUGUCUGUCUAUUGGUGUUUUCUGCAUUGAGACCGUGCCAAACUAUAGCGUCGACGCCUGUGUGUAUACGUAUUUCAAUUCUACAGAAAACAAUUCAUCAGAACAACUCAAAAUGCCUGCAGUAACAAUCAACUUUGGAAACCACUUUUUCGUCCUGGAGAGUGUGUGUGUAGCCUGGUUUAUAUUGGAACUGGUGAUACGGUUUAUCUCGUGUCCCUCAAAACGGUCCUUCAUCAUGAGUGUCCUUAAUUGGGUAGAUUUGACGUCAGUCAUGCCCCACCUGGUGUUCGUCGGUACGUAUUUUUUAUUCGGAGUAUGUAUUGACUCCACAGCAAGCGAUGCGCUGGUCCUUGUCAGGGUAUUACGUGUUAUGAGAGUACUUAAACUUGGCAAACAUUCCCCGGGUCUGCAGGCCCUCGCCCUCACUAUCAGAAACAGUGUCCAGGAACUCGGACUGUUCGUCUUGUUUUUGGCCCUUGGGGUGAUAAUAUUCUCCACGGCGAUGUUUUACAGCGAACGACUAGUAGAGAACAGCCAUUUUAAAAGUAUACCGCAAACGUUCUGGUGGUCAAUCGUCUCCAUGACGACAGUUGGAUACGGAGACAUGUUUCCGCAAGGGAUAGCCGGGAAGAUUGUUGGUACUUUCACCGUUCUAGGUGGUAUAUUAACAAUUGCCCUUCCUGUUCCAAUCGUCGUGUCAAACUUUAACAACAUCUACAGCGCGCGCACAGGAAGACUUCCCCUGUAUUGA